GCUAUUGAGAUAUUGCUGCUGUACAUCUUCCCUGGCAUGUCCAUGUUCGGGGACAUCAAGGCGGACAUGGGCUCGAGGUUCCACAACUUCCGCAUCUACGGCACCAUCUUGCUCCUCUUGCUGACUGCCAUCAUUUUCGGCGGCGUGCGACUCGUGAAUCGGUUUGCCGGCGUCGCACUGGCCUGCGUGCUCAUCUCCAUCCUGGCCGUGUACAUUGGCAUCGCCAUCAACGCCAACGGCAGCGACUACUUGCCCAUGUGCAUGCUGGGCUCGAGGAUCCUGGUGCAGGAGAAGAUGCUCGGGGAUCCCCUUGUGCAGCAUCAGGGGACGACAGGAGGAGGUUGUGACGAUGACCUGAGACGACACGGGCCUUUGUUUGAGUACUUUUGUCAUCGGAGGGACGCGGUGAAGAACGAGACGCUGCCGUGUUUCAAGUACUUUUUGGACAACAACGUCACUGUGGGUGUUAGACAAGGGAUCAGGGGUCUAGGGUCCAUGGCGUUGUUUGAGAGCAUGAAAACGUCCUUUGUGGAGAAUCCCGGGCAGUACGUGACUAAUGCGAGGGAUCCCUUGGAGCAUCAUUAUGCCGGGGAGGAUCCCGAGAAUUUCCUCGUCAAGACCGACAUGAAAACCAACUUCAUAAUUUUGGUCGGCAUUUUCUUCCCCUCUGUCACCGGCAUCAUGGCUGGUUCGAAUAGAUCCGGUGAUCUGAAAGAUGCCCAGAAAUCGAUCCCGAUAGGCACGCUGUCGGCUGUAGUGACGACGUCAGCGGUUUACCUGAGUGCAGUCGUGCUCUUGGCGGGUUCCGUGGACAACCUGCUGCUGAGGGACAAGUUUGGGGAGAGCAUCGGAGGACGGCUGGUGGUGGCCAACCUGGCCUGGCCCACUGAGUGGAUCGUGCUCAUUGGCUCCUUCCUGUCCACCAUCGGGGCAGGGAUCCAGAGUUUGACUGGUGCCCCCAGACUGCUGCAGGCAAUUGCCAGAGAUGAGAUCAUCCCAUUUCUCAGACCCUUUGCUGAGUCUGCGCCGAAUGGAGAACCCAGGAGGGCCCUGUUCCUCACUUGGCUCAUAUGUCAGAUAUCUGUCCUCAUUGGCAAUUUGGACAAUAUCACGCCACUCUUGUCCUGCUUCUUCCUCAUGUGCUAUGGGUUUGUCAACCUGGCUUGUGCCCUUCAAACCCUUCUCAAGUCACCCAACUGGAGACCCAGGUUCAAGUACUACCACUGGUCACUCUCCAUAACAGGCUUGGCGCUGUGCACAUGCAUCAUGUUUAUGUGCUCCUGGUUCUAUGCCCUGUUUGCCAUCGGACACGCCAUGUUGAUCUACAAAUACAUAGAGUUCAAUGGGGCCAAGAAAGAGUGGGGAGAUGGCAUCAGGGGUUUGGCUCUGUCAGCUGCUCGCUUUGCCCUUUUGCGUCUGGAAGAAGGGCUUCCUCACACCAAGAAUUGGAGACCACAAGUGCUGGUGUUUGUCAAACUGGAUGCGAACCUUGUGCCCAAGGAGAGUAAAGUUCUGGCAUUCGCCUCUCAGCUGAAGGCGGGCAAGGGCUUGACAAUGCCUGUGUCUGUCAUUGAAGGAGACUUUGUGAAGCGCUUUGUCAACACUCAAGCUGCCAGAAUUAAUCUGCGAAAAGUGAUGGUGGAAGAGAAGCUGGAAGGGUUUGUGGAAGUCGUGGUGGCUCAGAAUGUGCUUGCCGGUGUCACAGGCCUGAUUCAGACUGCCGGUGUAGGAGGCCUGAAGCCCAACACCGUCAUACUGGGCUGGCCCAGGUCCUGGCAGUCCACUGACAAGCAGUCGUGGAAGGUGUUUAUUGAGACCAUCCGCUGUGUUGCAGCUGCUCAAAUGGCACUGAUUGUCCCAAAGGCAAGAGCAUAUUCUUAUUUUGGUGCAUUUCCCUUGUCCUUCAUAUUUGUCAAUCUGUAUAUAAUCAUUGAUUCUUCUUUCUUUCUUUCUUUCUCGGGUCAUCAGGGCAUUUCCUUCUACCCAGACUCGAGGGAUCGAAUCUCGGGAAAUAUCGACGUGUGGUGGAUCGUUCACGACGGCGGUCUCCUCAUGCUGUUGCCGUUCCUGCUGAGGCAACACAAGACGUGGGAAAACUGCCGCAUGAGGAUCUUCACGGUGGCCCAAAUAGAAGACAAUUCCGUGCAGAUGCAGAAAGAGGUGAAGCGGUUCCUGUACCAGCUCCGCAUCGACGCCUCGGUCGAGAUUGUGGAGAUGGAGUAUGCGGACAUCUCGGCCUACACGUACGAGAGAACGCUGGUGAUGGAGCAAAGAGCCCAGAUGUUCACCGAGCUCAAGCUGAGCAGGAAUGAGAGUCGGCUGUACCUCGAGGGCCUGGUGGACCAGCACAGGUCGCACGUUGUCUUUCCCCCGCCGCGACAGCCCAAGUCAAACAAUAAGGUACUGUAUCAUGAGCAAGGUUGCAAUAACAAUAAGUUAAUUUUCAACAAGUGCAUAGAUUUAAAUCCAAUUUUUAUUUAUUUUUUUAAACAAAGAGGUUUUUGA
Notodromas monacha is the source of this 2505-nucleotide messenger RNA. Lineage: Eukaryota; Metazoa; Arthropoda; Ostracoda; Podocopida; Cyprididae. The record is from the annotation of a GenBank genome assembly.